CUGGGCACUGGGCAAUUUAGAGCCGCGCGCCCGCGGGAACGUAAGAUGGCGGAGUAGCAAUGCGAAGCUUUUAGUACGGAGUCUCUGGGCUGACUUUGGUUCAGGGCUUGCAGCAGCAGUGAUCGCUGAGCAAAGAGUGCCUAGGGUCAUUGGCCAAGAUGCCGAAUAUCAAAAUCUUCAGCGGCAGCUCCCAUCAGGAUUUGUCCCAUAAAAUUGCUGACCGCCUGGGCCUGGAGCUAGGCAAGGUGGUGACUAAGAAAUUCAGCAACCAGGAGACCUGUGUUGAAAUUGGCGAAAGUGUCCGUGGAGAGGAUGUCUACAUCGUUCAGAGUGGCUGUGGUGAAAUUAAUGACAAUCUAAUGGAGCUUUUGAUCAUGAUUAAUGCCUCAAGAGCCUUAAACAUAAGCCGGGCUCCAAUCUCAGCCAAGCUUGUUGCAAAUAUGCUUUCCGUAGCAGGUGCAGAUCAUAUUAUUACCAUGGACCUUCAUGCUUCUCAAAUUCAGGGCUUUUUUGAUAUCCCUGUGGACAAUUUGUAUGCAGAACCAGCUGUCCUGAAGUGGAUAAGGGAGAAUAUAUCUGAGUGGAGGGACUGCACUAUUGUCUCACCCGAUGCCGGGGGAGCUAAGAGAGUUACCUCCAUUGCAGACCGGUUGAAUGUUGACUUUGCCUUGAUUCAUAAAGAACGAAAGAAGGCCAAUGAAGUGGACCGCAUGGUGCUGGUAGGAGACGUGAAGGAUCGGGUGGCCAUUUUCGUGGAUGACAUGGCUGACACUUAUGGCACAAUCUGCUUGGAUGACAUGGCUGACACUUGUGGCACAAUCUGCCAUGCAGCUGACAAACUUCUUUCAGCUGGAGCCACCAGAGUUUAUGCUAUCUUGACUCACGGAAUCUUUUCUGGCCCCGCCAUUUCUCGCAUUAACAAUGCAUGCUUUGAAGCAGUAGUGGUCACCAAUACCAUACCUCAGGAGGAUAAGAUGAAGCAUUGCUCCAAAAUACAGGUGAUCGACAUCUCCAUGAUUCUUGCAGAAGCCAUCAGGAGAACUCACAAUGGGGAAUCUGUUUCCUACCUGUUCAGCCAUGUCCCUUUAUAACAGAAUAACUUCUGAGGCUUUUAAAAAAUAAAGUGAACCCCUUCCCUUGUUUUCCCUUGGUGUUCGAUGGAAAAUUCAGCAAAAGCCCCAGCUUGCUCCAAUAGCUUUCUACAUCCCAUUCCAGGUAUAUUAACUUUUCUCCAAAAAUUAGGGAAAGGCAGAUUGAGACUACUCAGGUUUCCUGCCUGCAUUGUCUUGUUCUGGCUUCUUUGAUUUUGUGGGCCUUGCAGCUUUAGCUAUCACUCAGCUUCUACAAGAUUUCAGACUUUGAAGGGUGUUGUGUGGGGGUGCUUGAAUGUGUUUGGGGAAGCUCAGACUGCUUUUCACGUGAAUGUUUCUGGGAUUCCUAGGUUCAGAACUACUAGCAACAGAGCCAACCCCAAAAUAAACAAAAUAAAAAGAUCAAAGCCAAACUAACUCCCAACCCCCCUUAACAUGUGACAAGUUCUCUAAAGUCUAUACUAAAUUACAACAAGAGCCCUAGGCAGCCCAGAAUCCAGCUCUGGUUGCUGAUUCCCUGUAAGGCAGGCAGCUCUCAGGUAGGAGCCUGAGGGAAGGAAGGCAGCACACACUGCAGCAGAUGCUUCUUGGGAGGAAAAGAGCCUGAUCCCUCAACCUCUGCUAGGAAACUGUCACUUAGUCUCUUUUGUACCUGUUCCUUUUCCAUUUGGUUUGACCUUCAACCAUCUUGACCUUUUCCUGGCUAAAUACCUUCUUGGGCCCAAAUGAUCAUUGUACCAUAGUCUUCUGGAAAGCAAACCUCACUUUUUGCUGUGUAUUCUUUAACAUUUACAUGAGAUUAUUUUGCUGUAGCUUAAUCUUAGCCCACUAUCACUGUGGUAGAAGGUUCUAGGUGGUUUUGUACUGCCUUUUGAUUAAUUUAAGUAUUUAAUUUUCAUCUUAUUUCAUUGGAUCUGUUUGGCCUCUCAAAUGACCUGAGGUUUCUGUUAAAAGAUUGAUGUUACUAGCUUGUGUAGAGGAAACUAAUAAAGUAUCUGUGUGUGAUUGUGGGUCUA
This is a messenger RNA of Myotis davidii, 2107 nucleotides long. It is a transcript of the gene PRPS1, whose product is annotated as phosphoribosyl pyrophosphate synthetase 1. Gene Ontology annotation, cellular component: cytoplasm; ribose phosphate diphosphokinase complex. Bases 159 to 1091 code for a protein of 310 amino acids. Gene Ontology annotation, molecular function: ribose phosphate diphosphokinase activity; ATP binding; magnesium ion binding. NCBI's taxonomy places the organism in Eukaryota, Metazoa, Chordata, Mammalia, Chiroptera, Vespertilionidae. The record is from RefSeq and is a predicted model, not a curated record. Gene Ontology annotation, biological process: 5-phosphoribose 1-diphosphate biosynthetic process; purine nucleotide biosynthetic process; ribonucleoside monophosphate biosynthetic process. The transcript has 8 exons.